CAAUUGUGACAACUGUCAAACCCUCGAAUUUUGGACUCUUGAUGAAAAAUCAGAUUGAUGUCAAUUUGUUUUUCCACCCGACAUUUGUAAAGAAUUUUCCAUUGAUAGCCGACUUCUAAUAAAUUUUAAUACAUCACAGUGUAGUGCAUAAGCUCUGGCCAGUGAAAUAUUUAUUAACAAAUAAUUCAAAUAUGGCUUUCAAUUUCACCGCGUUCACGUACAUAGUCGCUUUGAUAGGCGAUGCAUUUUUAAUAUUUUUCUCAAUAUUUCAUGUAAUCGCCUUUGAUGAGCUAAAAACAGACUAUAAAAAUCCCAUCGAUCAAUGUAACAGCCUGAAUCCGUUGGUGUUACCCGAAUAUUUACUACAUAUUUUCCUCAAUUUAUUGUUCCUGUUGUGUGGUGAAUGGUUCUCCUUGUGUAUUAAUAUACCAUUAAUUGCCUACCACAUAUGGCGCUACAAGAAUCGCCCCGUCAUGACUGGUGCAGGUCUGUACGAUCCAACCACUGUUUUAAGCACAGAUAAUUUGACAAAAAAUAUGCGUGAGGGUUGGAUUAAAUUGGCCAUUUACUUAAUUUCAUUCUUCUAUUACAUAUAUGGAAUGGUUUAUGCGCUAAUAUCUACGUAAAAGUAGUUUAAUAUGUAGUGAUCUCGAAAUUAAACAAAAAGAAAAAUAAAUAAAUUUAUAAUUACAACCAGCUCAACACUUAUAGCCAGAUGAACAAACCAAAUAGAAAGAAAUAUAAGUUUGAUUUUGGGUAAUUAUGAGUUGUACGUGUAAGAACGAAUAAAAGUCAUAUUUAUUACUAAUGUAUUCUCAAA
Molecule: messenger RNA, 820 nt
Organism: Zeugodacus cucurbitae (melon fly)
Lineage: Eukaryota; Metazoa; Arthropoda; Insecta; Diptera; Tephritidae
Gene: cni
Product: protein cornichon
Exons: 4
Coding region: 192-626 (144 amino acids)
Biological process (GO): endoplasmic reticulum to Golgi vesicle-mediated transport
Cellular component (GO): endoplasmic reticulum membrane; COPII-coated ER to Golgi transport vesicle
Source: RefSeq, a predicted model, not a curated record